CGGCGAUGAUGAAGAUUGGUUUUGUCUGAAUCGAUGGUCGUCCAAUUAAUGAAAGUACGUUAUAGAAUCAGUGCAAGGUUAGCAGCUUAUUGGUUUCGGAAAUAAUGUUCUCAAGAACAAGUGAUAACGCCUGCCGUGGAUGCCAGGAUUUGAUGCUGAUCUGUUGAUAGCCUGCAUCAGCCAUGUCUGUCAUCUCCCUACUGCACAGUAUCAUGAGAGUUGAAAGACUGCAAGUUGCCAUACAUUUUGUCCAGCAGAGGGCUUUGUCAGGGGCAGAUGCUGUCAACGCACUGAGACCAUUUUACUUUGCAGUUCAUCCAGACUUCUUCGGUCAGUACCCCAGGGAACGGGAGGUGAAUGAAAAUUCUCUCAAGAGGCUAAAUGGCUAUUUGGAAAACCUUCAGAAGCCAGGCAUACGUUCAGUUCAACCAACAAAGCUCACAUUUUAUGUCAGGGAAACAAGAGACAGCACUGAUAUUCAGCAAGAUCUCCCCUCUGGCUUCCGUUCUGUGAGUUUCACUCUGCACACCCAGGAUAUUUUGAGCACGGUGAUGAAUGUUUUGAAGUCCUGCAGCCUUCCUAUAGAGCACAUGAACGACCUGAAAGCAAAUACUGAAACGCCGAAGCAGUCCCUCGAAGCAGGGGUACCGUUCUAUCGGCCUAUCAAAUGGGACAAAACCUUCUACACAUUCACUGGCUUCAGAGACCCUGAACAGGAGCUUCAACAGGCCAGGAGAGUAGAGCCAACACUCAGCCUGUGGCUGAGAAACAACGAGUCUGAGGCGACAAAGAAGCACAACGCUAGCCUCCCUCGGCGGGAUGAGCUGAAGAGACUGAAGAAGGAACUGUGUCAGAAAUUUGCCCUGGCUGAUAUCAGGUGGCAGCGGAGUUGGGGGAUCACCCACAGGUGCUGUCAACUGCAGAGUCUCAGCCGGCUUUCUCAGCAGAGCCCUGAUGCCCUGCUCAACCUGCGAGGACACACGGUUGUAUUCACUGACCAAUCAGGGAUGAAUGCCUCAGGACAUGUCAUGUUGGGAACAAUGGAUGUUCAUCACCAGUGGACAAAACUUUUUGAGAUGCUGCCUAGUUAUCGCAGCCUGCAGCAGCAGACAGAAUGGUUGAAGGAGAGGAUCAGUCUACUCCUGGGUGGUGCACAGGUUAUCCAUGUUGAGAGGCUCGGACCCAUCCAGCCAAUUGCAGAGCACUACAGCACCCUUAACACCUUCCACAAAAAUCUGGUGUCUCGAUGUCUCCGCCUGCACCCCAGGAGCCUUGAAGGACUGACCAUGACCUUGGAAAACGAUCGCUCCACCCCCAGUCUUCAUGAGAUGGGUCACUUUAUUAUUCCUACAAACUGUGAUCCUCCCAAGCUACAGGGUUUCCUUCAGAGCCAUGCAUCUGAGGCCAGGCAGCGAAUUAAACACAAAAACCAAUUGCAGGCAGAGGAAGAGGCAGCAUUUCAAAACUGUCUCCAGAGUCUGUCCCUGAGGGGCCUGUCAAAGGAGCCCAGCAUAAACUCCAGCCAGAUGAUCAGUUGCUGUCAACGGCUGGUGGAGCAGCGCCUGCCCCUCAUGCAGGGUCUCCACAUUUGUGUGUCCCACUUUUACUCGGUCAUGCAUGACGGGGACCUUUGCAUCCCCUGGGACUGGAAGAGCUGAGCUGGAGGGGGAAGCUGUCAAGAGGGGACAUCUCGAUCUAUUUUCUGCACGGGAGGCAUCGGACAAGAGGAUCCCCGGUGGAACACUCCCUGCGGUUGUUAAAUUCUUGGAGAAGUUUGGGGUAUAUCAAAUGUUGUCCAGGUUAGAAAAGCUUGAAUAUUUAAAACUAUUGGGAUGGAUUUAUUGGUCAGGUGCUGCGGAAGUGACACGAGUUACAUUUCCUAAGAGGGGGAUGGGACCUAAGUGAGACCACAGGAGAAAACGUUUAAAGUAAGGUCAUUUGAGAUUAAUUUUGGUUAAAUACCAAUGGGUCAAUCCAAAGAGAAGCACUUUACCCUUGUACCGGGCAUGUAAAAUGAACACUAAAUGGACACCACAAGUGCAAUAUGGUUGGAGUGUUGGCUGCCUAGUGUUCAGGAGAGUUUUAUUUUGAGAAAUUUUUAGAAUUUCUAUUUAUUGUUGGUUAAGAUAAUAUGUACUUUAAUAACCCAUGUCGGGAAAUUCAUCCUUUGCAUUUAACCCAUCCCAACACACACUAACUAGGAGCAGUGGAUAGCCGCCGUGCAGCGCCCGGGGACCAAAUCCAGUUCUUGUUACCAUGCCUCAGUCAGGGGCACAGACAGGAGUAUAAACUUAUGCAUGUCUUUGGAUGGUGGGAGGAAACCGGAACAUGUGGGGGAAACACAUGCAGACAUGUAACGAAAACUUUUAUUUUUAUGUCUUGUAUAAAACUCCAGUUCAGUAAAUCAUUUCCAGAUAAUAUAAAACAAUGAGUUUCUUUUUUUUUCUGGAUUUUAUGCCCCCUUUUUCCCCCCAAUUGUAUCUGGCCAAUUACCCCACUCUUCCGAGCAGUCCCAAUCUCUGCUCGACACCCUCUGUCGAUCCGGGAA
Messenger RNA from Lampris incognitus (smalleye Pacific opah), 2548 nucleotides. RefSeq names its product T cell activation inhibitor, mitochondrial (gene tcaim). The record is from RefSeq and is a predicted model, not a curated record. Gene Ontology annotation, cellular component: mitochondrion. Bases 183 to 1658 code for a protein of 491 amino acids. NCBI's taxonomy places the organism in Eukaryota, Metazoa, Chordata, Actinopteri, Lampriformes, Lampridae. The transcript has 11 exons.